Perca flavescens (yellow perch) is the source of this 423-nucleotide messenger RNA. RefSeq names its product preproinsulin b (gene insb). Lineage: Eukaryota; Metazoa; Chordata; Actinopteri; Perciformes; Percidae. Gene Ontology annotation, molecular function: hormone activity. Bases 1 to 423 code for a protein of 140 amino acids. Gene Ontology annotation, cellular component: extracellular region. The record is from RefSeq and is a predicted model, not a curated record. The transcript is spliced from 3 exons.
AUGGCCGGGGGAUGUGCCGCUGCUACCAGGUGCGGGAAACUCCGUGUCCCGCUGGAGCUCCGACUGCAGGUCGAGGGUCUCCCUCCUAUGGCCAGGGUACUAUGCAUGGUGUCCAUGCUGUUACUGCUGGUGCUCUACUCUCCAGGGGUGUCCUCGGCCCCCAACCAGCACCUGUGUGGCUCCAGCCUGGUGGACGCCCUCUACUUUGUAUGUGGAGAGCGGGGCUUUUUCUACAGGCCAAACCGACCCUACAAGCGAGACCUGGAGCACCUGCUCGGGUUCCUGCCUAAAAGGGCCAAUCAGGCGCAGCGGCUGCGGAGUGCUCGGUCUGGCCGUGAAGAGCCCAAGGUGAAGAGAGGCAUCGUGGAGCAGUGCUGCCAUAAGCCAUGCAGCAUUUAUCACCUGGAGGGCUACUGCAACUGA